Molecule: messenger RNA, 1182 nt
Organism: Panicum virgatum (switchgrass)
Lineage: Eukaryota; Viridiplantae; Streptophyta; Magnoliopsida; Poales; Poaceae
Product: probable metal-nicotianamine transporter YSL17
Exons: 4
Coding region: 1-1182 (393 amino acids)
Cellular component (GO): membrane
Molecular function (GO): oligopeptide transmembrane transporter activity
Source: RefSeq, a predicted model, not a curated record
AUGCCGAUGCCGUACGUGUUGCAGAAGGCGAACAGCGGCACGCUCCCCUUCACGCGCCAGGAGAACGCCGUGAUCCAGACCUUCGUCGUCUCCUGCGCCAACAUCGCCUACACCGGCGGCUUCGGCUCCUACAUCCUGGCGAUGAGCCGGACCUCGGCCGUGGACGGCGGCCCCGGGAACAGCGGCGGCAACGUCGCGGAGCCCCAGAUCGUCCGGCUGAUGGCGUUCCUCUUCCUCACCAGCUUCGUCGGCGUCUUCGCCGUCAGGCCCUUCAGGAACAGCCUCGUCAUCCGGCACAACCUACCGUUCCCCACCGACAUGGCCACGGCGCACUUCAUCAACAGCAUCCACACGCCGCACGGCGCCAAACAAUAUGCAAGUGUCAGUCAUGUUCAAACCUUGGGUGGAGCUAUCGCGUCGUCGCUCUGGCAGUGGUUCUACGAAGGCGGCAUGCACUGCGGCUUCCGGUCCUUCCCCAUUUUCGGCCUUACCGCAGCUCGAUUUGGGUACGUAACGUUCUUCUUCGACUUCUCGAUGACCGACAUCGGCAUCGGGUUCUUAAGCCAGUACAAGGUCACCAUCUCGAUGCUCGCGGGAUCCGUGGUGUCCUGGGGGAUCAUGCUGCCGUACAUCAUGACCAAGGAGGGCAGCUGGUACCCUCGUGGCAUCGGCGUCAUCAACGCCUACCGAUGGUUCAUCGGGAUAUCCAUGGUCCUCGCUGACGGCCUCUUCCACAUGCUCUGCAUCCUGCUCCGGACGCUCCGCGGGAUGCGCAGGCGGCGGCACUCCCGGCUCGCCACGCUGCCGUCCAUGUGCCUCGGCGCCGACGACCGGCCGCCGGCGCGGAGCUUCGACGACCGGCGGCGGGCGCAGGUGUUCCUUCGCGACCGGGUGUACGACCCGGCCGCCGUCGUCGGCUACAUCGCCCUGUCAGCCGUCGCCAUCGUCGCCAUACCGCGCCUCUACCCCCAGCUGAGGUCCCGCCACGUCGCGCUCGCCUACCUCACCGCAAACGCGGAUUCUAUACCGCCGGGUGGUGCGUACCGCCCCCUGACGGAAGACCAGGAUUCUCCAGCUUCUGCUCUGAGAUUGGUGAGCUAUAUUCCCGUGUCUGCGACGUGGACAAGAUUAGAAACGCAAUUUGACACCGUGGCAAAACCGGUUCCGAGUGAAGUCAACUGA